This is a messenger RNA of Silurus meridionalis, 858 nucleotides long. Its product is annotated as cell growth regulator with RING finger domain protein 1-like. The transcript is spliced from 3 exons. NCBI's taxonomy places the organism in Eukaryota, Metazoa, Chordata, Actinopteri, Siluriformes, Siluridae. Gene Ontology annotation, biological process: negative regulation of cell growth. The record is from RefSeq and is a predicted model, not a curated record. The coding region runs from base 119 to 451 and encodes 110 amino acids.
UGAGGAGAGAGAUACCUACAACAUUGUGGUGAGUGUUACAGUUCUUCAUGUUCCUGAUGAGAAGUACCGUCUCUCUGCGAGGAUCCUGUUCCAUGUCCUGCUCACUGCUGAUGGAAACAUGUUCGACCUGAAGCCGCUCUUCAUGUCCACGGACGGUGUGAGCUCCAGCUCUACUGAGGAAGAGGCACAGCCACGGGAAGCAGAAGUGGAAGAUGAAGAGGCGGAGUCAGAUGAAGAGGGGGCGUGGUCAGGAGCUUUAAGGCGGGACUGUGUUGUGUGUCAGAAUGCAGCGGUGAACCGUGUGUUAUUACCGUGUCGUCACGCGUGUGUGUGUGAUGAGUGUGUGUGGAGGUUUCAGCACUGCCCCAUGUGCCGAGCCUUCGUCUGCGAGUCCUUCACCCUGUCUCCGCCCACAGCCACGCCCCCUGGUCAUGAGGGGUGGAGCUUAUAACCAACAAUGCCCGGAGUCUCCCCCACAUCUGUCUAUGACUCACUCUUGAUGCAGGUCAUGAUGCCUCGCUCACUAACACAUAAUACAUUACUGCUAAAUUCAAACCCCCAAGAGAGAAAAAUGAACAAACACCAACACAGUGAUUCACGUUUAUUAUUAUAUUUAUAAAAUAUCAGUUUUUCUGCUCGUAUCAUUUUAUUUUGUUGUAUUUAUCCUCCACACAUUAAAGACUGGUCUGAGGUGCAGAAAAGGUUGUAGAUCACUGCUCUAAACUGUUCAUUUCUUUAUAACGGGGUAAAUUUACCCCAGCAGGUGAUCAAAUAAUUAUUUCCCCACUGUAUAAACAUGAAAAUGCACAAUUACAGGUGUUAUUUAUUUAACAGUUUAAUAAACAAGAAUUUAUAUUA